This is a messenger RNA of Megalobrama amblycephala (Wuchang bream), 1566 nucleotides long. RefSeq names its product charged multivesicular body protein 6a (gene chmp6a). Bases 249 to 863 code for a protein of 204 amino acids. Gene Ontology annotation, biological process: vesicle budding from membrane; late endosome to vacuole transport via multivesicular body sorting pathway. Gene Ontology annotation, cellular component: multivesicular body; ESCRT III complex. The transcript has 8 exons. Lineage: Eukaryota; Metazoa; Chordata; Actinopteri; Cypriniformes; Xenocyprididae. The record is from RefSeq and is a predicted model, not a curated record.
CUGUACAAAGCGAAAGACAGGGGGCGCCAAAUUGUCACAUCAUAUACUCUAGAGGGCGCAGCUGCCUCUAUGAACACAACAUGCGCUUAUCGAGCCAUGUGAGACAGCUGAAUCAAAAAAACGCCAUCCUCCGACAUACACCUGACACAGCGGAGCACAUCUCUUCCAUGUGUUUUGAAGUGAAGAGUAGCUAGCAUUUCAGAUGAUAUGUAGUAAUAUAAGAGAGGCGGGGAUGUGGUUUAUUCGCGAUGGGAAAUGUUUUCGGCAGACAGGGACGCCGCAGUCGAGUGACAGAACAGGACAGGGCGAUAUUGCAACUGAAACAGCAGAGAGAUAAACUGAAACAAUAUCAGAAGAAAAUCACAUUACAGCUGGAGAAAGAGAGACGUCUGGCCAAACUGCUCCUGGAGGAUGGCAAGAAAGAACGAGCUCUUCUGCUGCUCAAAAAGAAACGCUACCAAGAUCGCCUGCUGGACAAGACCGAGAUCCAGAUAGCCAACCUGGAGCGCAUGGUUCAAGAUAUUGAAUUUAUUCAGAUUGAAGUAAAGGUCAUCGAGGGUUUAAAAGCUGGAAAUGACUGUCUCAAGCAAAUGCAUGAGGUCAUGUCGAUUGAGGAGGUGGAGAGAAUCCUGGAGGAGACGCAAGAGGCCAUUGAGUAUCAGAAGCAAAUUGAUGAACUGCUGGCGGGUUCGUUGACACUGGAGGAUGAGGAUGCUGUGUUAGCUGAGCUGGAGGCCAUCACUCAGGGAGAAGAUAUAACCCUUCCAGAAUUACCCACAGAUCCAUUGCCAGCGGUGCCUACGGGGGAGACAGGGAGAAAAGAGGCACAAAUCAAGCCGGAGCGAGAGAUGCUGGCAGCGUAAUGUUUGAUCUUACAACCUGGCUCAUCACUCUGUUUUUAAUGAAAAGAAGAGCUAGGGGAAUAUAAUUGACAGAAAAGAAGGCUUUCGUGGGAUAUUUAAUAGGCUUGCAUCAGAAGCAGUGCUCUCACGUUUAUGGAAAACUUGGAAAUGUCAGGGAAUUUUACAUUUUUGGACUUAAUAUGUUCUUCUAUUAAAACGCCUGUUGUUAGUUUUAGUAUGUUUAUUGGAUAUUGUAGUUCCUAUUUGAUUUGUUUUUGCUAAAAUAUAUGAACUAUGAGCACUUUUAAGUAGCAAAUUUAGAUACUUUUACAUAAAAGCAUAUUUACAGAUGUGUUUUAAAUAAUGUGUUUUUUAGCCUAUUCAUGUGUGCAAACCCUUUAAGAGUUGGGGUUAAAAUCUGUGUAUUCUACAAUGUGUAAACUACACUGAUUUCAUGGUUUUGCCACUUGGAGGUGUGUUAGCAUCUCAUGACCACCAGGGGGCUCUUAAUAUCACUAAUUGAGAGGAAAUAAAUCUGUGCUGACAGAUGCAAACUGCCAAUCCUCUUCCGAUAGCUCAGUUUGUGUUGAAUGUAACCCUUCUGUUCAUGUAUGGAAGCAUUUAUAUACAUAUAUGAAUCUGCCCAUGUUAUUUUAUGUCUAAUACUGUAAUUAUAAAGGAUUUUCCUCUGACUCUAUAUCAAGGAGCUUUAAAUUUAUAUAUA